AUGUCCUUAAUUGCCAGCAACAGCAGCAAACGUCGCCGGCGCCCUCCCACUGUACAUCACGCAUCCAGCGGCGUCUCCCCUGGCGCCGGCACGGCGGCGCCCUCCCCCUGGGCGUCCAUGAACGAAGACUUGCUUCGCCUGAUCGCCUGGCGGGUGCUGGCCGGCGACCUGCUGGGCUACGUCCGCUUCCGCGCGGUCUGCCGCCACUGGCGGUCCAGCACCGACAGCCCACGCGGCCGCGGCAUCAUUGACCCACGCUUCCACCCGCGCCGCUGGAUGAUGUUCCCGGAGGGCCACGGCCUGCACCCAUCUCACACCAAGCUCCACGGAUACAUCCACUUCCUCAACCUCGACACGGGAAAGUUCGUCCGCGCCAACCUCCCGGCCUUCAAGGACCACUGCAUCCUCGACUCGGUGGACGACCUGCUGGUCAUGCACAGGGACGAGGACACGGCCGUCCGCCUCCUCCACCCUUUCACCGGCGACGUCGUGGACCUCCCGCGGCUCGUGACCCUUGUGCCGCACAUUGACCUAGGCCUGCCUGGGGCCUUUCUCCCGGCGCAGAGGUGCUACUACCUCAGAGGAGUGUGCGCUUCCCUCAGCGUCAGCGCCGCCGGAGUUGUCACCGUCUUGCUUGCGCUGCAUCGGAUGGGCCGCGUCGCCUUCGCCACCUCCCGGGACCAGCAAUGGCGCAUGUCAACAUGGGCACUUGGUUACAACACACCCUUGUCGUUUCAAGGCAAACUAUAUAUGGCGCGAAUGAGCUUCGAUCCCAAAAAGAACUCGGAUAUAUUCCAAGUUGAUCACCACCACAACAGGGCCAUCUGUUAG
Molecule: messenger RNA, 831 nt
Organism: Aegilops tauschii subsp. strangulata
Lineage: Eukaryota; Viridiplantae; Streptophyta; Magnoliopsida; Poales; Poaceae
Molecular function (GO): protein binding
Source: RefSeq, a predicted model, not a curated record